CCUGCCCCCCAGGCUCCCGCGCCGUCGUGCCGUCCCCACACACACGCUCUCCCUCUCGCUCCUUUACUCUCACUCUCGUUGACUCCACACCCGCCGGCCGCCAGCUUCCUCCCUCUCCCCAGGUUUUUAUGUUUUGUGCUAAGAAACUUGAAAACUCUUUAUGCCAAGGUAGCAAAGAUUUUUCUUCUCUAUGGUUUUUUUUCGUUUAUAGUUUUAGCUUUAAAUUUCAGCCUAUGAUCCAUUCAUAGUUAAAAUUGGGGUGUGUCAAAAUAUCACUUUCUAGACGAGGAUGGGCAAAGUAGAAAGAGCCCCGAAGGAUUCGGAGGUACCGAAGAAAACGUUUCUGGAGCCAUAACAGGAGCAGGAGGGGCCCGUGGUAUCAGAUGCUUAGAAAUGGUUUGAUUAAGGCUGGAAAGGACUAUGGCAGUUUAUUGCGUGUCCACUGCGGCAAGCACGUCAGUUUGCAAGUGGAAGCUUGCUCAGAGGGACUCAUUUGGCAGGUCGCUUGGCAUGCAAGGUCUUGGUUCGCAGCAAGGCACCGUAACCAAAGCUCCCCGGCCUGAGCCCAAUUGCGGGCGCGGCUCGCCGGACUACACGCCCCAGGAUGCAUCGGGGCCAGCUCCCCAUUGGAGGAAGCGGCGGCGGUGGCGGCGCGCCGACCGGAAGACCCGCCUACACCCCGAGUCUCGGAGAAGACGUUCCUUCCUCCGGCGGCGCUAUGCGUCCGGACCAGGCCUCGCUUUGGUACCGGCGCAUGUCCUCUGUUUACGCUUUGGGCACCUGGACCCUGUUGGGCGCCUUGAUUCUCUCCGGCCGCAAAAAGAGCAAACCAUUAGGUGAUGAAGUAGAACAAAAAGAUGUCUCAACAUAUGAAAGCCCUGAGUCAGGUGACGAGUUAGACCUAAGGAAGGAAAUAACUGAGCCCCCGAAAGGGUUUUAUGUGGAAACGAUUGUCACAUAUAAAGAAGAUUUUGUUCCAAUGACUGACAAGAUCCUCAACUGUUGGAAAUCAUGGACUGGUGGCCCUGGACCAGAAUCAUGAUUGACUGCUGGAUUCCGAAAACCAGGACUUUGUUUCAGCAUGACCAGAACAGGUAUGGAUUAAAUCCCAACUGUGACUACCAAUAUUCUAGACACGGAGUACAAAGUUGGGACAACGUGGUUCCUGUCCGAGAGUGCCGCACUGGUCUCUUGAUUGCAAGUAACAAGUGGGCUUAACUCAAGGGAUAUUUAUCAAAAAUUGUGUUUGGAUACCUCAGAAUUAAAGCAAAUUAUGUUGUAGGCCUUGGAAGUCCUGGCACCAUGAACUGGAAUGCAGCCAGCCACUCAUUGAACCUGCCUGCCUCUGGCUAAAAUAAAUUCUAAUAAAUUCUUUUUGUUUUGAUUUUAGAGAGAGGAAGGGAGAGAAAGAGAAGAAAACAUUGAUUUGUUGUUCCACUUUUUUAAAGGAAAUAUAUUUUAAUGAUUUUUUACAG
This is a messenger RNA of Myotis lucifugus (little brown bat), 1475 nucleotides long. Its product is annotated as small integral membrane protein 26-like. Gene Ontology annotation, cellular component: mitochondrion. The transcript has 4 exons. The record is from RefSeq and is a predicted model, not a curated record. Bases 605 to 1042 code for a protein of 145 amino acids. Lineage: Eukaryota; Metazoa; Chordata; Mammalia; Chiroptera; Vespertilionidae.